GGCGCACUUUAAUGACGUCACACAAACAGGAAGCGCGCGAGUACAGUUGGGAAACGUGUGGCCAACGCGAGCCUCAGAAUAAGGCAACUUGGCGUUGGUCUAUAAAAACACAUAAAGGCCUGUUGUCAUGUCUCUGAACAAGUCCAUGCAUCCCCGAAACCGCUACAAAGACAAACCACCGGACUUUGCUUAUCUGGCUUCUAAGUACCCAGAAUUCCAAGAACAUGUUCACACCAACCUGAGUGGACGAGCCGUAGUGAAUUUCAAGGAGCCAGAGGCCGUGCGAGCCCUGACUUGCACCCUUUUGAAGGAGGACUUUGGUUUGAGCAUCGAGAUCCCUCUGGAGCGCCUCAUACCCACGGUCCCUCUGCGUCUCAACUACAUCCACUGGGUGGAGGAUCUCGUCGAUGGCCAGAAGCAACGACGUAGAGGCAUCGACAUCGGCACUGGCGCAUCUUGUAUCUACCCGUUGCUGGGAGCCACAAUGAACAGCUGGUUCUUCCUUGCAACUGAGGUGGAUGAUAUAUGCUUCGACUACGCUACCAGGAACGUGAAGCAGAACCAUUUAUCCGACCUGGUUAAAGUGGUCAAGGUUCCCCAGAAGACUCUGCUGAUGGACGCUCUGAAAGAAGAAACAGAAAUUGUGUACGACUUUUGCAUGUGCAACCCUCCUUUUUUUGCCAACCAACUUGAAGCCAAUGGGGUCAAUUCAAGGAACGCGCGGCGGCCUCCUCCCAGCUCAGUGAACACGGGCGGGGUGACAGAAAUCAUGGCGGAGGGUGGCGAAUUGGAGUUUGUUAAGAGGAUCAUUCAUGACAGCUUGCAGCUCAAGAAACGCUUGCGGUGGUACAGUUGCAUGCUGGGAAAGAAAUGCAGUUUGACCCCACUGAAGGAGGAGCUGAGAAAGCAAGGGGUACCCAAAGUGACUCACACAGAGUUCUGCCAGGGGCGCACUAUGCGAUGGGCGCUGGCCUGGAGCUUCUAUGAUGAUGUCAUCGUUCCGUCACCGCCCAGUAAGAAGCGUAAAUUGGACAGAGCCCGCAAGCCUCUUUCCUUCACACUUCCCCAUGUGGCUGUGAAGGAGCUCCAGGCUAAGGCCCGUGCUCUGGGCUGUACUAGCCGCCAUCCGCUGAAAGCCAUCACAACUCUUGUGGAGAAGACGCUCACGGACCUGCGGGUGCUGCACAAGCGUGUUCCGUGUAGGGAGCACGAGCAGAGCCUCCUCCUGACCGCCGUGGAAAACACUUGGCUCCACGGGCGACAGAAGCGACGCGAACAAAUGCGGCAGCUGCGGGAGCUGCCGAGAGCAGAUCACAAUGCCGCCGCUGCCGCCACCACGAUGCCGUCCCUCACGCAAGACACCCAGGUGGAUGCCGAUCAGAAAUCAGCCAACCCGGAGGUGACUGCAGAGUCGCCCUCCGUUGAAGGCAGGAAGGUUACGGAUAUUGCCGAUGAAGUGGAUCAGGAACUCCCGGAACAGGUUGCAGAUGUGGAAACGAAGCCUAGGUGUGACCCCGCGGGCACCUGUGGCCAGAAGGACGCCAGCGAGAUGCCCUCAAAACAGCCAGCGAGCCCACUCUCAGUGGAACGCUUCUUGUUUAAAUGUCUGCUGAAUGUCUUGCACGAGGAGAGUGAUGCAGUGAUUGAGAUACACUGGGUGGAAGGUCAGAAUAAAGAUCUGAUGAACCAGCUGUGCACUUUCCUGAGGAACACUCUUUUAAAAGCUGUUUCUAAAUCCUGAACAGAAAUCGAUACAAUGUGCAUGUAGAGAUGCUUUUGACAUGUUAAAACAAUCCUUACCCUAACUUGAUUGUUAAUACCAAUCAAUAGUCAUCGUGAUUUAAAAUGUAUUUGUCAGUUUACCUUGUUAGGUCAUCGAUUCAGUGUAUAUUUUACUUUAUUGCCCAAUAUUGGGAAUAAAUGUAACUUUAUAAAAUG
Messenger RNA from Syngnathus typhle (broad-nosed pipefish), 1938 nucleotides. RefSeq names its product methyltransferase 16, N6-methyladenosine (gene mettl16). The record is from RefSeq and is a predicted model, not a curated record. NCBI's taxonomy places the organism in Eukaryota, Metazoa, Chordata, Actinopteri, Syngnathiformes, Syngnathidae. The transcript is spliced from 10 exons. Gene Ontology annotation, biological process: rRNA base methylation. Gene Ontology annotation, molecular function: 23S rRNA (adenine(1618)-N(6))-methyltransferase activity. The coding region runs from base 128 to 1741 and encodes 537 amino acids. Gene Ontology annotation, cellular component: nucleus.